This is a messenger RNA of Tigriopus californicus, 2125 nucleotides long. RefSeq lists its product as uncharacterized. The coding region runs from base 369 to 2054 and encodes 561 amino acids. Lineage: Eukaryota; Metazoa; Arthropoda; Copepoda; Harpacticoida; Harpacticidae. The transcript has 9 exons. The record is from RefSeq and is a predicted model, not a curated record. Gene Ontology annotation, molecular function: calcium ion binding.
GUUGGAUCAUCUAACUCCAGUUUACUUUUGACAUGCACAACUGUAAGUUGACCCUCCACGUUCCAUCCACUUGUGCUUCGUAAUUGGGGUGAAAACAAGACAAAAAGGACACCACAUAGCCAGAUAGAUCAGUGGCUGCUGGCCUCUUGGGAACGCAAAGAAAAAACUUCCAGAAGGCGAUCCUGGCUCUCACACAACAUCGAUGACCUUCGAGUGACUGGUUUGAAACUAGAACCUACAACCACCAGUAUAUUGUUCAGUGUGCUAAAAGCCGUCUCGAUUAGUUGCUGUGGAUAGUUCCCUCCAUUUGGGUUGAAUUGCUAAAUGGUCCGUUGUCUGGGAACGUCCGUGGAAAUUGACGCCGGAAAAUGUCGCUUCUCAUGGAGCGCCCAACCGGAAACUCAAAUGCUUCUUCACCUUCCAAUUCCAACACGAAGGGCAACGGACAUACAUCCAAAGUCGACCACGCCAAAGAACUAAAUGGAACUCCAUCGGCUUAUCCUGGGUACUCGAUGAAUCCAAGUAGUGAAUGCCACGCCCUUGCAACCAUGACAGCCUCGGCUCAGAUCUCGUCCUCCCCGAGUGCGUCAGCUACCAAGUUUCAGCAUCCACGUCAACGACUUGGGUGUCGACACACCUCCAUAUCAAACGGAAACGAGAGCACCAACCGUUGCUCAGAUUGCUCACCCACUUCCUCCUCGUCAGCAUCGUCCUCAGCAUCUUCAGCAUCCUCGGGAUCCAUGGCGUCUUCGUCCUCGGACCACCCCCAUUCAAAAUUAGUGCCAUCUCCAUCCAGUCUUCCCCGGGACAAUGUCCAGCAACGCCUUCAGGACACAUCCUCGUUUGACCUGAUCGAAUCUGGUGAGGGCACUCUUCCAUCCCCGUCCGCCGAACUGCUUCACGUUCGAAUUGGUCAGCCUCAUCAUCCGGUUGUUGAAGAAGAGGGAGAGAUCGGGCAUGAACCUGGGCCCCCCUCCCCCUCGCCGAGUGACCAGCAACGAAAGUCCAGUAAUCCGUUGGUUAGGUUAUUGUACAAGCUCACGCGCAAGCAAGUGGAAGAAAAGCGGACGGACAUCACUCUAGAUAUGCUCCAGCCCAGUCGAUAUAAACCUAACGAUCUGAACCAAAUGGCCGAGGACACGAAAUUCUCGAAGCGGGAGGUCCGCUCGCUCUAUCGCGCUUUCAAGCAAGAGUGUCCCAAUGGCAUUGUGGAUGAGGAGACUUUCAAGGACGUGUAUGAGAAGAUUUUUCCACUGGGCGAUGCCACCCACUACGCUCAUCUGGUUUUCUUAGCCAUUGACAGGGAUCGAACGGGUGGGAUUACCUUCGGAGACUUUAUGGAAUUCCUUUCUGUGAUCACCAAGGGAUCACUGCAAGAUAAGCUUCUUUGGGCCUUUACCUUCUACGACGUCGAUCAUGACGGAUUCAUAAGCAAAGACGAAAUGCUGAAGGUGACAGAUGCCAUUCACGAGCUGAUGGGCUCGAAGAAUACCUCCAAUACCUUGGAUGCCCACAUCAACGUGGACAGGAUCUUUGAGACCAUGGACUUGAACCGAGAUGGGCUGAUCUCAAUGGAGGAAUUCGUCCAAUAUUGUACCUCGACCACAGAAGUGAGGGAAUCCUUGGAGGUCCUUCCAUAUAUGCAGUCAGAGCGACAACAAAACCCACCAAUGCACGAACUCACAUGCACACACAGUUCCAACUCAAAGUGCCCGGCCAGCAUCGCUCUUUCUUUCCCUCCCUCUAGCCAUCCACCCAUCCAUCCAUCCAUCCAUCCAUCUACCUAUCUAUCUAUCCAUUUAUCUAUCCAUCCAGUCAUCCCUACUUUCCUACCCAAAGAGUUGGUUGGCUCUCUGUGUGGAGAAACGCUAACAAAGGAACGAAAGAACUGCUCUGGAAUGACAGUGUUCCAAUCAGUGUUAGAGUGUGCCUUGUUCCAAGCCGCAUGCUUCCUCACAGGAUUAUUAUUCGUCGUCGUUGUCGUGGUUUGUUUCCAUCCGCACAUGGGAAGGAACACACACCUACGGAGAACUCGCGCCCUCGCUCGCUGUUGAUAUUCAUAUGAUUACCAUCGAUAUAAUUCCUAUCAGACAUAAAUAAGUGAAUACAUAUAUAUUAUAUCUGA